AUGCCGACCAGAGCAAGAGGCACCCUCGAAUUUUUCAAGAUGAUCAAGCUGUCUCGACCAAUCGGCUGUAAGCCAUACCAGACAGCGAAGCAUCCAACCGUCUAUAGGGUCCCGCUCUUACGCAAACGCCGCUGUGACAACCGUCGACCUUCGACUCUCGGCGCCUUGACGGUGUUCGUGGCUGAGUAUGGCACGCCUUUUGGACGAUGCCGAUAUCCGAAAUGCUAA
Messenger RNA from Pseudozyma hubeiensis SY62, 228 nucleotides. RefSeq lists its product as hypothetical. The record is from RefSeq and is a predicted model, not a curated record. NCBI's taxonomy places the organism in Eukaryota, Fungi, Basidiomycota, Ustilaginomycetes, Ustilaginales, Ustilaginaceae. Bases 1 to 228 code for a protein of 75 amino acids. The transcript has a single exon.